Molecule: messenger RNA, 3382 nt
Organism: Pelodiscus sinensis (Chinese soft-shelled turtle)
Lineage: Eukaryota; Metazoa; Chordata; Testudines; Trionychidae
Source: RefSeq, a predicted model, not a curated record
GACUAGAUGGACCUUUGAUCUGACCUAGUAUGGCUGUUCUUAUGUUCUUAAGAUGAAAAUGAUGUAGUCUAAUGGGCAAGGUUACUUGUGAUCCUUACCAUUUUGUAGUAGUGCAUUUUAAAUUCUCUGAGUGAAAUUCAGACGUCAGCAGAGGACAGGUACAAGACACAAACAUCACUUCAGUAGCGUCUAGGGUGGUGCAUAUACUUUAAACAUCACCGUGGAGUGUAGGACUUCCUAUUUAUUAUUAUUGGUCUCCCAUUCAUUCCCUUCAGCCCUACCCCCAUCACUAUUCUGAUUAUGCUACAUCACUUUGUAGUUGGUUUCUGUGCUCAUUGCAGGACUUCUCUGGCUUUGGUGUCUUCUGUAAACUUGCUCACUGUUGAAUUUACUCCAAAGAAAUAUGUGACAAGAAAGAGAAGAGGCCUCAAUCCUGAUCUACACACAAAGUUGCACUCAUGUAACAAAGUGUGAUUUUAAACACGUUUAACUAAAUUGGUGCAAAAUCCCCUGUGGGCUCUUUUGCACUGAUUUGACUGGCUUAUUGGGUUAGCUUGCAUGGGUAACUUUGCAGGUGGUAGAUAAUUGAUAUAACCAGAUUUAAAUAGAUAUAAAUAAACCUAGUUCAUAGGAAUGGUUGAACUUUUAAGUAAAAUAGUUUUAACUACUGAUUUUAAAUUGCUGCAAUUUCUGUGUAUAGACAGGUCCUCAAAACUUGCAGAGACGUACUUGGGAUUUUUUGGUUUGUUUGAUAUGGUUUUAGUUUAAUCGGACAAAAAAAGCCUUGGAAUCCCUGCUUCCUACAGCUGAUCUACAACUAGCCUGAAGUCUGACACAUAUUUCACCACUGUGACAUUAGCAUCUCCCCAGGUACUAGUGACUUCUGGACCAACCUUUAAGAAACACUAUGAAAGUUCAGUAAAGAUUAAUCAAAUUGGAAAAUGCUGGCAGAUGUUAGGUUAAUAGGCAGAUCAUCCAAUUCACUGAGAUAGACGGUAAAGACUUAAAAAUAUUCCUUGCAAAUUACUGAAUGGAUUCAUCUCCUAUGUUUAGUGGUUGUAGAUGUGGCUGUAUAUUUUUCACAGUCACUUUUCAUGAAAUACCAAUAAGGAUGAUACAGCAGCUACAGAAGAUUGGGGAAAGCAUAUUGUGGUUUUCCAUGUUUCCUUGCUGGGACAGUUUCCUAAUAGUAGCAUUGCCAGGGUUAGGCUCUGAACUUCAUAUUCAGGAAGCAAAGUUCUUUGAUAAGCUAAUACUAAAGCUUCUUUAAAAAAAGAAGGGGAGGGAGAGGUUAGUGUGUUACCCUCCUUGGAGUUGUUUAAAGAUAAGAUCACAGACUGUAGGAAUUAUGAAAUUACUCCAGCAAAGAAAAUGUAAGUUUCUUACAUGUAAGAGAGAAUGAUGACUAAGGAUACUUCAAAAAUGAAGUCAGAAUUUCAAAAUUGCACAUGCAUUUCUGGGGUCACCAAAGUUACAUAUAUGUGGACUGUAAUGUGUGUGUGUCCAUCCUGAUUUGCAUGCACAUACAGUAUAUAUGUGGGAUGAUACAAAAUAUAUAUGUAGGAUGAUACAAAAUCAGGGCAUGAAUAUGAACAUCAGAGUUUUUGGUUCUUUUUUCUGGCAUCUAUCAAUUUUGGUGAGUGUUUAAAAAAAGACAUUUUUAUAUUCAACUUUCAACCUUGUGCAGCACAGGAGCAUAUAUACUGUUUUAAGACAAUAAUGGCAUUUCAAUGUUAUGAUUAUGUUUCCUGUAUGCAAAACAAAUAGUAACAGGUUAGGUUGUGGUCAGGCAGUCUUUUCAACUAUUAAACAAUUAGAAGUGUCAACUGACCUGAUUAAAGGAAGUAUGAAUGCCAUAAAGCAAUGAGGAAGGCUGAUGCUAUCAAGUAACCUCCCAGCUGUUUGGCUUCCCUCCUCAACACAAACUGUACUCCCUCCACCCCACCUCUGUGGUCAUCUCCUCCCCUGAUCCAUCCCAACAGUCUCUGCAGCUGCAUUUCUGGAAGUUCUAAAUGGAUGCAGAAUUAUGUAAGCUGUCUACAUGUCUGGAAGUGGAGGAAUGGGAACAAUUAUGGUGUCUUGACUACAGCAAAGGAGUCCUGACUGGUGAUCUUUGUGAAGACCUGUGUGUGGCACCGAAGCUGGUGUACAAACAGUGCCUUUAUUAUGACAGAGGUAAGAAGGUCAUCCAAGCGGACUGGGAAGGUCAGCCAGUCAUCUUGAAAUCCAAAAAGGGAAUCUUCUCUAGCUACCAGCCCCUCAGAUUGCUUCAUGAAGUGGAAACACAGGAAUUGCCCGAGGCAGAACUCCUGAUGAUGGUAGCCUUGGAGGUAAAAAAUGUCCUGGGUUUGGAGCUAUCUAACAAUACCAUGGGACCUUUAUGGACUAGACAGAAAGGUAUACAUUGGAAAGCACAAGUGGCCAGCAUGUGGUCCUUACUCCAGCAGGAAGAAUAUAUCUACUUUAGUCUACUGCAGGACUUCAGCAAACACGUCCUACGGGUCAUCGGCUCCUGUGGCCACUUCUAUGCUGUGGAGUAUCUCAUAGCUGGACAUGCCUGGCAUAAAACCAUUUUUCCUUUGGAGGACACAGUUGGACCCUCCUUCACCAACACUAAAAGCAAGGUGAAGGCAAUCACUGACAUUGCACUCAGCUUCCUAGAUAUGGUGAAUCAUUUUGAUAAUGAUUUCUCUCACCGGCUUCAUCUGUGUGAUAUCAAGCCGGAGAAUUUUGCAAUCAGAAAUGAUCUCACGGUUGUCGCCAUUGAUGUAGAUAUGGCCUUUUUUGAACCUAAAAUGAGGGACAUCCUGGAACAGAAUUGCACUGGAGAUGAAGACUGUAAUUUUUUCGAUUGCUUCUCCAAGUGUGAUCUGAGAAUCAAAAAGUGUGGGGCAGAAAGGGCCAACAACAACUUGCAAGUCAUCUGUGACAAAAUAUUCCGUCACUGGUUUUCUCCAAGUCUCAGGGGACCCACAAUCUCCUUCCCGCUGCAGCUGCAAUUGCAAAAGGCUGUCCAUGAAUGUGCCAAACCAGGGCCCACGGACUUGAAACACCAGAAAACAUCUUUGAAUUCUCUGUCUGAAUUAUAUCAUUUGCUGCAAGCCAGUCAAAGAGAACUUCAAAAAGCAGAUGGUUAGCCCUGUGCAAACCACUCAUAAUGAUGACAUGUAAAAAUCACUGUCAGCAUUCUUUCUCUGUCUCUCUCUCUACCCAUCCACAUCCAAUAUAUUAAUUUUGACUGUGUACAGGUUGGGUUUUACUAUGAAAAUGAAACUCAUGAUUGUAGACACAGUGAAUGUUAUUAAUCCCCUUUGAAGGAUGAAAUUGUUUUAUGUUGUAUGAAAACUCUUCUUGCUUGUUUCUUUGUAGUUGCCCACUGACA